Messenger RNA from Corythoichthys intestinalis (scribbled pipefish), 4545 nucleotides. Its product is annotated as metabotropic glutamate receptor 8-like. The coding region runs from base 965 to 3694 and encodes 909 amino acids. Gene Ontology annotation, cellular component: plasma membrane. The record is from RefSeq and is a predicted model, not a curated record. Gene Ontology annotation, biological process: regulation of synaptic transmission, glutamatergic; G protein-coupled glutamate receptor signaling pathway. Gene Ontology annotation, molecular function: group III metabotropic glutamate receptor activity. Lineage: Eukaryota; Metazoa; Chordata; Actinopteri; Syngnathiformes; Syngnathidae. The transcript is spliced from 11 exons.
CAAAUUUAUAUUAAUAUUUGUCCAUUGCUCUUUAUUUAUGACUCAUUUCAAACAUUUUUUAUAGUCAAAAUCGCUGAAUUUGCCUAUUUCCUGUUCAAAUAAAGAAAUGAAACGAGAGGUGCGGCAGCAAUGAGUAAAGCCUCACCUCUGAUUGCGCAAUCCUUAACAAACUGGGUUGAUACAUGGAAUUGGAGCGUGCUGGUUGCCGUACAUCUGCAUGUCGCCAUUAUAAUGUUUCCAGAUACGUUUAUUUGACCUGAUUUUCCUCAGUCUGGCUAAUGUCUUUAACCCUUAAAGUUUAAUGUUUGUUAGCGACAUAUUUAGUUUUGCUGAUGGGAAAUAAAACCGCAGUGAAAAGACACAGGCUGCGGCAGAUAGUACUCUGCCGCACUGCAAGGGGGCGUACGUGAAACUGGACUUUCCGUUAAAAGUGGACGCGGUUAACACAACGCCGGUGUUGUCCGGAGCUAAAAGGUUUGCUUCAAACUACGGGACCGAGGAUAACUCGCGCUUUUCAAACGGACUGGUACACCCGAAAAGACUGUCUAUGUGGCUGUCUUUCGAAAAAUCGCCUUUGCUGCUUUCCCUGCCUUUUCUUCUCAACUUGAGCCAAUGUCUGGACUAACACGAGAUAUUGUGACAUUAAAAAACUACCACGAAGCCUCAGCAAACAUGAGAGCUCGACCACUCACAUUCAAAGCCUGUUUGCUUUAAAAACUUUUGGAAGCUCAAGGAUCGAUUUGGCUUUGACGAACAGCGGAAGCUCAACGGUAGCAUCCUCAAAAGCUAAGGAAUGAUGUGAAGCAGGUCCAACAAAAUGUGUAUUACCAGAAGAUCAGGAGAACACGUGGGUCCGAAUUUUUAGGCGUUAGACCCCCAUCUCAGAUCCUCGUGGGGGGGAGGGGGUGGCCCCCAUGGUCCCUCUCGUUGGGUGCCCACCGAUUUAUACCUUGAUCAAGCUAAAAUGGCGCAUAGCAGAUGCUACUUCUUGCCUUUCCUGAUGAUGAAGAGCUGCCUCCUGCUGGGGUCCGCCGCCCCCUCUCCAAACUCGGACCUGCAGCAGGAGUAUGCACACUCCAUCCGCUUAGAUGGCGACAUCAUCUUAGGUGGCCUAUUCCCUGUACACGCUCGGGGCGAGCGAGGGCUACCGUGCGGCGAGCUGAAAAAGGAGAAGGGGAUCCACCGUCUAGAGGCCAUGUUGUUUGCCAUCGACCUUGUCAACAAAGACCCUGAGCUGCUCCCCAAUGUCACUCUGGGUGCGCGUGUCCUGGACACGUGCUCACGAGACACCCACGCCCUGGAGCAGUCACUCACCUUCGUACAGGCUCUCAUUGAGAGGGACGUGGGCGAUGUGCGCUGCACUAAUGGACAGACCCCCAUCUUCGCCAAACCCGACAAGGUGGUGGGUGUCAUUGGGGCGGCGGCCAGCUCUGUCUCCAUCAUGGUGGCCAACAUCCUGAGGCUCUUCAAGAUCCCCCAGAUCAGCUACGCAUCAACAGCGCCAGAGCUGAGUGACAACACUCGCUAUGACUUCUUCUCGCGUGUGGUACCUCCAGACUCAUACCAGGCUCAGGCUAUGAUGGACAUUGUCACAGCAAUGGGUUGGAACUACGUCUCCACGCUGGCCUCCGAGGGGAACUACGGAGAAAGCGGCGUAGAGGCCUUUGUGCAAAUCUCCAGAGAGUCUGGUGACGUGUGCAUUGCUCAGUCCCUGAAGAUUCCCCGUGAGCCCAAAGCAGGCGAGUUCGACAAGAUGCUUCUGCGUCUGCUAGAGACGCCCAAUGCCAGAGCCGUCAUCACCUUCGCCAAUGAGGACGACAUACGUCGCAUCCUGGACGCAGCCAAGCGAAACAACCUUACGGGUCACUUCCUGUGGGUGGGCUCUGACAGCUGGGGCUCCAAAAUCUCGCCGGUGCUACACCAGGAGGUCGUGGCCGAGGGUGCCAUCACCAUCCUGCCCAAACGAGCGUCUGUGGACGCGUUCGAUCGCUACUUCAAGAGCCGCUCACUGGCUAACAACCGCAGAAAUGUUUGGUUCGCUGAAUUUUGGGAGGAAAAUUUUGGCUGCAAACUGGGGACACAUGGCAAGAGGACAGGAGCACCCAAAAAGUGUACAGGCUUGGAGAAAGUGGGUCGCGACUCUGCAUACGAGCAGGAAGGCAAAGUCCAGUUUGUGAUGGAUGCAGUGUUUGCCAUGGCCCACGCCCUGGACCAUCUUCACCGGCAGCUGUGUGCCGGCCACCCGGGUCUCUGCCUGCGCAUGACUAAUGUUGAUGGCAAAGAGCUGCUGGCGCAGAUUCGCGCAGUCAAUUUCAACGGAAGUGCUGGUACACCGGUGACGUUCAACGAGAACGGCGACGCUCCUGGCCGCUAUGAUAUUUUCCAGUACCAGAUCAGUGAGCACUCUGGGCCAGAGUAUAAAGUCAUCGGGCAGUGGACCAAUCAGCUGCAUCUCAACAUGUCUGCGCUGAAGUUUGACUCAGUGGGCAGUGUAUCACCCCCUGCGUCAUCAUGCAGCGUGCCAUGCGGGCCUGGGGAGCGCAAGAAAGUCGUGAAGGGCGUGCCUUGCUGCUGGCACUGCGAGCGCUGCGAGGGCUACCAAUUCCUUGCUAACCAGUUCUCCUGCCAGCUGUGCCCGUAUGAACAACGCCCCAACCGGAACAGUAGCGGUUGUCAACCCAUCCCAGUUAUCCGGCUUGAGUGGCACUCGCCCUGGGCACUGGUGCCCGUCCUCAUUGCCGUGCUAGGUAUCUCUGCCACUGCCUUCGUGAUGGCUACCUUCGUACGCUACAACGACACGCCCAUUGUGCGGGCGUCUGGGCGGGAGAUGAGCUACGUGCUUCUGACAGGCAUUUUUCUGUGCUACGUCGCCACCUUCCCAAUGAUGGCUCCGCCAGGUGUUGCCGUGUGCUCCCUGCGUAGGAUUUUCCUGGGUCUUGGCAUGUGCUUCAGUUACGCGGCUCUGCUUACCAAAACCAACCGCAUCCACCGUAUUUUCGCCCAGGGCAAGACAGCGGUGGCAGCGCCUCGGUUCAUCUCACCUACCUCGCAACUGGUUAUUACAUCUUCUUUGGUGGGUGUGCAGCUGGUGGGAGUGUUGGCAUGGUUCGCAGCUGAACCACCACACGCCCUGGUGGACUACGGCGAGCAGCGUACGCCUAACCCCCAGCACGCGAGGGGGUUGCUGAAGUGUGACAUCUCGGACCUUGCGCUCAUCUGCUCUCUGGGCUACAGCAUCCUGCUGAUGGUAACCUGCACGGUGUAUGCCAUCAAGACACGAGGCGUACCCGAGACGUUCAACGAGGCCAAGCCCAUCGGUUUUACCAUGUACACUACCUGCAUCAUCUGGCUGGCCUUCAUACCCAUCUUCUUUGGCACAGCACAGUCAGCUGAGCGGAUGUACAUCCAGACGGCCACGCUGACUGUAUCGCUAAGCCUGAGUGCCUCUGUGUCGCUGGGGAUGCUCUACGUGCCGAAGGUCUACAUCAUCAUCUUCCACCCAGAGCAGAACGUACCUAAGCGCAAACGCAGCUUCAAGGCCGUUGUCACUGCUGCCACAAUGACCAAUAAACUGUCGCAGUUGGCGGCUGAACGGCCCAAUGGCGAAGUGAAGACUGAGCUGUUUCAGGGUGUAGAGGCCGGAGCCUUACCAACAAAAACCACCUACGUCAGCUACGCCAACCACGACAUCUGAACCAAACUCAAAUAAGGUUUUUGGGACCAUCUCCGGAGUAUGGAAAGUUACUUGAACUUAAGUUUACUAUGAAAGAUAAAAACAAACAGUCAAAAACCAGGAGAGUCACAAGAGGAGAUUGUCAAAGAAGAUGAAAAAUAUGUUAUGAUGUUAUGGUCAUUGUGAGUGGAAAAAAAUUGUGUAAUUACAUUUUGGAAUCUUGUACCGCUUUUUGUCCGUUUGUUGAAAUGAGUCUGUCGCUGUUGUGGGACAUGUACAAAUGGAAAUGAAAGUGAAGCAUGCUGGGUUUUCUACAAAUGGAUUUCUAUUUCUGAUUAAACGGGAAAAAUAUUACAUUUGUUUCUGACUACUCUUCAGCCACGUUAGUGAACAAACCACUCAAGCUAAUCACUGAGCAAUCAAUCUAAUGUGUCAGUGAUUCUUCCAUCUUAUGAUCCAUUCCUGCAAUGAUCACUAUUGUGAUCUUGUCCCACAAUGAGCAAAAUGUAGGUUAUUAAAUGAUAGGCAAGCUCUGCAGGAGCCUGAUAACAAUCCUGAUUAUUAGAUUGAGGUGUGUUGGAAGAGGGAGACUUGGAAAACGGCUGGGUAGGUGCCCUUGAGGACCAGACCCCUGAUAUGAAGCAAACCGGCAAGAUGGUGGACUGAUCACAUAGACAAAGUUGCUCUACAUCUAAAUCAAUGGAAUCGAGGCAGAAACUACUGAGGAACAGGAGACAAUCAGUUAACAUAGAGACAUCAUAAUGUGUAAUGCAAAUACAAUGAAUGUUGGGGCCAAAUGUUAUCGUAAUAAAUGGUGAGAGUCUUUGUCCCUGUAAAAGUCUGACAUAUCAGUAGGAGGUGUGUGUAAUUAA